AUGCUUUCUAUGGUGAAGAUGCUUCUUAGCUAUAAACCAAUAAUCUGGCGAUAUAAAAUAAGUUACAUGUUGCUCUGUGAGGUUUCCUUGCUGAAUACAAUUGCUGUACAAGUGUGUUCCGGCUUCAAGUCAAUACAUGGCUGCCAUCUUCCCAGUGGGGAUAUCAGUGGUUACCUGAAUCAACCCGGUGAUCUGGUGAUAGGUGGCACCUUCCCGGUUCAUGUGGACAGAAGCUACACUGAAACCCAUUUCACUAGCAAACCAGAGGACAUUAAAUGCAAGCGGUUUGAAUUUCAAUUCUAUCAGACCCUGCAGGCCCUUAUAUUCGCGGUGGAAGAGAUCAAUAAUACUCCUGACCUUCUCCCCAACAUCACCCUGGGAUUCCAGAUCUUUGACACCUGUACAGUCUUGAGACGGGCAGCAGAAGGCACCCUGUGGAUGUUAUCUGGAGGACAAGAGAAGGUCCCAAAUUAUCAUUGUGGAAGAGACGGGUCCCUUGUUGGUAUCGUUGGUGAUUCUACGUCCACACGAUCCAUUCUCAUGGCCCAAAUACUGGGCCUUUAUAGAUACCCACAGAUCAGCAACAUAAACAGUGAAGCUACUGAGGUGACAUCACUGCGCAGUCAUGUGUUAAACUUCUACUUAGACGUGAUCACUGAGAUGAGGAUUGGGCAGCUGCCAGAAGACAAUCUUCCAGCAGCUGCCAAUAACAAACCUCCCAGCAUCUAUGCAUACCUGGACCCUCCACCACAUGGUGGCUGUACAGAGGAGAAGCCACCGGGGAAAUGUGUCCACACAAAUAUUUUUCAAGAUCAGGAAAAAUAUACUAGGAAUGGUCAUUGUCUAUACGCCAAUGGCAGCGCCCAUUUUCAGGAUAACGUCAGAGCAACUGGCCCAGAUAUAACAAGUAUUAAAGUAACGAUCAUGGGGUUUAUUCAGAUGUGGCUGGAGAUCAGUUACUUUUCCACCAGCCCACUCCUCAGCAAUCGGAACUUGUUCCCUUCUUUCUUCCGCACUGUACCUAGUGACGCCUAUCAGUCCCGAGGCCUGGCUGAGCUAAUACUGCACUUCGGGUGGACAUGGGUGGGGUUAAUAGCAACUGAUAAUGACUACGGUCAACUUGGCAUCCAGGUGGUAAAACAAGAACUGAUCAAAGCUGGAGCUUGCGUGGCUUUUGUUGGGACUAUUUUGACUGGUCAGCCCAACCGGAAUGCUCCUCACAUUGUAACGAUAAUUAAGGGUUCAACAGCCAAGGUUGUGGUAGUGUUGUCCUCAGCUCCUGAUUUCAUGCCAGUAGUAGAAGAGCUCUUAAAUCAAAAUGUGACCAGAAAAGUAUGGAUAGCCAGUGAAUCAUGGUCAACCUCUACCCUUCUUUCAAAUGAAAAGUUCCAACAGGUCUUGGUGGGUACAAUCGGUUUUGCUCUUCAUGGUGGGCAGAUGCCAGGGUUUGUAGAGCACCUCAAAGGGUUACACCCCUCAAAGUCUUCCAGUGAUCCCUUCAUAAUGGAGUUUUGGGGGCAAACUUUUUCUUGCAAUUGGGAUAACCUCCAUAAUUUAGAUAACUGGAUGGAGAACAAAACAAUUCCUUUCUGUACAGAGGAAGAAACGUUAGAGGGCGCAAUCAAAAAUGUAGACUUUAGACUCACUUUUAGUGUGUACACCUCAGUUUACACUUUUGCAUGGGCCUUACAAAACUUGCUACGAUGCACACCAAGGUCUGGACCAUUCCAUCACGGCACCUGCGCCAACAUCUCAUCUUUGCAUCCUUGGCAACUUCUUCACUAUGUCAAAACUGUGAAUUUUCAGACCAAAGACAAGACGCAUGUAUUUUUUAACGAUGAAGGAGAUCCUCAAGUCAUCUAUGACAUUGUGAACUGGCAGAUAAGGGCCAUGAACACUUUGCAGCAGGUUGUCAUUGGAAGUUAUGACUUGAGAUACUCAGAUCGAAAGGCCUUCAACAUUGACAGUGCUGCCAUUGUAUGGACCAUUGGUGAUAAAAAGGUUCCUCAAUCAAAGUGCAGCCCAAAUUGUCCCUCAGGAUUUAGGAAGAUGUCUCUCCCAGGGAACCCCAGCUGCUGCUAUGAGUGUGUUCCAUGCCCACAGGGAGAGAUCUCGGAUAAAACAGAUUCUGUGAAAUGCCUGGAAUGUCCCUGGGAUAUGUGGCCCAAUCUCCUGCAGAAUAUGUGCGUACCAAGGACCAUUGAGUUUCUUUCCUAUAAUGAAGCUAUGGGUAUUAACCUGGCAACCAUUGCCCCAUUAUCUUCUCUCGUCCCGAUGGUCAUUCUGGGACUUUUCAUCCACUAUAGGACUACACCCGUAGUCCGAGCUAAUAACUGGUCUCUCAGCUGUCUUCUCCUGCUAUCAUUAUGCUUGUGCUUCCUUUGUUCUUUGGCCUUUAUAGGAUACCCACAGCCAGAGAAGUGCCUGUUGCGCCAGGUGGCAUUCGGUCUGGCCUUCUCUCUCUGCAUUUCUUGUGUUCUAGCUAAGACGAUCACAGUAGUCAUUGCCUUCAAAGCCACCAGGCCGGGGACUACACUACGGAAAUGGACAGGCGCAAAAGUGUCCUACUUGGUUAUUGUGAUUUGUGUUCUCAUUCAAGUAUCUAUCUGUGUGACGUGGCUUUCUUGCUCAUCUCCGUUCCCUGAAUAUAAUAAUCAAGCGCAGUCCGGGGUUAUCAUUCUAAGCUGCAAUGAGGGUUCUCCUCUUGCCUUCUGGACUAUGCUGGGGUAUCUUGGCCUCUUGGCCACCAUUAGUUUCUUUGUUGCCUUCUUGGCCAGAAGACUACCUGACAGCUUCAAUGAGGCCAAGUUCAUCACUUUCAGCAUGUUGGUCUUCCUCAGCGUCUGGUUGUCCUUCAUCCCAGCCUUCCUCAGCUCAAGUGGCAAGUAUACCUCAGCCAUGGAAAUAUUUGCCAUCUUGUCCUCCAGCUGGGCGGUGUUGGUUUGUAUAUUCUUCCCAAAAUGCUUUGUCAUACUAUUUCGGCCGGACAUGAACUCUAGAAACAACCUAAUGAGGAAAGAGCCAAGACCGUACUUGUAA
Molecule: messenger RNA, 3039 nt
Organism: Pseudophryne corroboree (corroboree frog)
Lineage: Eukaryota; Metazoa; Chordata; Amphibia; Anura; Myobatrachidae
Product: extracellular calcium-sensing receptor-like
Exons: 9
Coding region: 1-3039 (1012 amino acids)
Biological process (GO): G protein-coupled receptor signaling pathway
Cellular component (GO): plasma membrane
Molecular function (GO): G protein-coupled receptor activity
Source: RefSeq, a predicted model, not a curated record